AUGGUGGUGGUUUUGUUGUCGUCAUUGUUGCAAUCUUCAUGCUGCUAUGAGGGCUCCUGGCUUAGGCCCUUUGCUCAAUCUCUGCUGAGGUUCCUAGGCUUUGCCUUCUGGGGUACUGCUGCAGCUCUGGCAUUUGGUGGAGUUUCAAUGAUCCUGAUGUACAAGAACUACAGAUGUUUAUUUCAGGAGUCUUUCUUGGCUCUCCCUGGCUGGCUGGCUGUUGCAGCUGCACUUAUCUUACUACCUACUGGACUUCUGGCUAGCUCUAUUUCUAUUAAGAGCUCCCGCUGUCAGCAAGGAUUCCUCAUGUACUUGCUGCUAGUCCUUCUUUGCCUAGAAGCGUCUUUGUUAGUUCUGGUACGGUUCUACUCUGCUUGGAUGGCUUCUGAGCUGAAAAGUACUAUGGGUUACCUUGCCUAUCAGUACAAUGGGACACAUUCCCAGGGUCCUGACAGCAGGGCUAUGGAUUCGGUACAGAGGAAGCUGCAGUGUUGUGGGGUCCAAAACUACACAGACUGGCUAAAGGCAACAGCUGCUUCUUGGCAUCCUCUAGAUGAUAAAGCCUGUGUCCCUGAAAGCUGCUGUAAGGAGUAUUCUCACUGCAAGGGUGACUUUGUCCGUCCGGAGCAGAUUUUUCAGGAAGGCUGUCUAAAGAAGCUGGAAGACUGGUUGCAUUUUGUCACGCUCUACAUGUUUUGGUGCUGUACUGUGCUAAGCCUCUUACAGUUAUUGGCCGGUGUCAGCAAUGGCAUCCUCAUGAGUCAUCAACCUUUCCGUAACCUUCGAAUUUUGGACUCCUCUACCUUCUCAUAG
This is a messenger RNA of Leptosomus discolor (cuckoo roller), 813 nucleotides long. RefSeq names its product tetraspanin-3. Lineage: Eukaryota; Metazoa; Chordata; Aves; Leptosomiformes; Leptosomidae. The record is from RefSeq and is a predicted model, not a curated record. Gene Ontology annotation, cellular component: plasma membrane.